UUAGUGACCCCCUCCCCCUCCCCCUCGCCACCACACUUUACACACAUACGCCAUCCCGCUGAGACUGCGUAUGAUGCUUUCUCUGAGCCCGGGUUUUCCGUCUGAAGUGAAGACCUACGAAGAUGAAUGAGACAGGAGCUAUCCGAAAUGAAAAUAUUGAAUCAUUAUGCAGAUGAAGACGCGGCGAUGCACAGUGCAUGUAACUAUACAAUCGGCGACACACACGCGUCCAUUUAUAUGCCUUCCCUGUUAGCGCAUAGUGCUAACUCGCAAUUUUCAAGAAGAGUAACCACAAUAUUCUUGACAGUGUUUGAAAAACGGCGUUUCAUAUAUUUCUGCGCUUUAGGAAAGAAGGACAUGCCCCAAAUUGUGAGGAUGCGUUAAGAAACGCAGGAACAUUAUUCAAUCAGUAGUUCAGAAUACAAUAAAACGAGGAAUCUGGGUCAGUUUAAUUCCUCUGCAUCACUAAGGACUAUGGCUCCGUUGCAAGCAGCAAUUGUUAUUCUUCUACAAUUGAUGCUCCACCAGGCCGCGGGUCGCGAGGUCCUCCUGCCCUUGGGCACCCUGUACCGCGUAGCGGGCUUCCCGCUCUCCCUGCCCUGCGCGGUGACGGGCUACGAGGGCGCCCGCACGCAGGACUUUGAGUGGUUCCUGUACAGGGAGGACGCCAACGGGAGGCAGAUGGGCAUCGUGUCCACCCGGGACCAGGGCUUCCCCUACGCCCCCUACCAGGGCCGGGUGCGCAGCGGCGAGGUGAGGGUGGAGCGCGACUCGGGGGACAAAGCCCGGCUGGUGGUGCAGCGUCUGCGGCCCGAAGACCAGGGGAAGUACGAGUGCUACACGCCCAGCACGGACACCUCCUACCAGGGGAACUACAGCGCUUCAGUGGUCGUCAAAGUGAUCCCAGACACACUCCAGAUCAGCUAUACCCGCGCGCUGACCGGACAGCCCCUGCCGGAGGGGGCGGGGCUUACCUUGACGUGUUCGGCCGGCGUUCAAUCCAAGGAGCACACCCACCUGUCCAUCAUGUUCGGGAAACGCGGCGGCGAUUCGGGAGGCGGGGAAGGGGGCGACGUCAGCACCCUCCGAGAGAUCAUCGCCCUGGACCGGGUGCUGGGUGUCACGCCCGGGUCCAGCCAGGCCUACAGGAAGCGCUACGAGGACGGCGAGAUCACGCUGGAGAAGAGGAACGGCGCCGCCGGCGUGGACACGUACGUGGUGCGGAUGCGCGCGGUGAAGCCCGAGGACUCUGGGUCGUACUUCUGCGAGGCGGCGCAGUGGAUCCUGGACCCCGACGGCUCUUGGCAGAGGAUCGCACAGAGGACCUUGGAGAUCGGCAACCUGACCGUCCAGCGGCUCUCCGAGUCCAUGACUGUGACGUCCACUCCCAGCGGCCGGGUCAGCCUGCAGGCUGGAUCUCCGCUCACCCUCACCUGCCAGGUGUCCGGGCUGCCCGGCGGAGGGACCUCCGGCCUGCUGGUCCAGUGGCUGAAGAGGGGCUCUCUCCCUGGCGACGCUGUUGCUGCUGGAGCUGGAGGAGUGGAGGUGGAGGUGGCGCGCAUGGGCCCGGACGGGGUGGUCAGCUGGGGCGACGACCUGAGCCGGGGCACCGGGGGGGCUCUGGAGCUGGUGACGGAGGGCAGCUACGCCCUGAGGCUCUUCUCCGCCCGCCCCUCCGACUCCGGCGUGUACCGCUGCGCCGUGAGCGUCUACGCCGGCCGCAAGAACCCCGCCCCCUCGGCGCCCGCCACCUUCUCUCAGAGGUCCGAGGGCGUCAGCGUCAACCUCAAGACCAAAGAAGUGCUGGUGUCGGCCGUGGCCCAGCUCCCGCGCGGCCCGCUGCUGAAACGCGGCAGCACAGUCACCCUCCUCUGCAACGUUACCGUGACGACCACGGGCCCCGCCCAGGUGCAGGUCCUGUGGCUGCGGCGGCCGAUCCCGGAGCCGCUCAUCACCAAAGGGGACCCGGCGGAGGCCGCCGCCCUGCUCCCCGCGGGGCCCCCCAGCGCGGUGGCCGCCCUGACGUACGAGGGCAUGGCCCAGCUCUUCACCAACGGCAGUGAGGUGAGCGUGGACCGCGUGUCCGCCGUCACCUACAGGCUGAGGGUCCACGCCGCAUCACUGGAGGACCAGGGGCUGUACGUGUGCCGGGCGGAGGUGUGGGGGCAGGACCCCCACGGAGGGUGGUACAACACCCAGGCUAAAGACGAGUCGCCCGCCGUCACGGUGUACCUGUAUGCCCGAGCGGCUGAUCUUCUACUGAUACCACUGGUAAUCGGAGUGUCGUCUGCCCUGUUUGUGGGCAUCGUCAUCAUCUCCACGAUAACCUGCUGUUUCAUGAAUCGACUCGCCCGGCAGCGGCCUGUGAAAUAGGUGACGCAUACGACUGCCUGAGCAAAAAAAACACGAUGCCCCAAGACUUUUUGGCUCCUGUGGGUGCAAAGGAAAGUGAUGCAAGGGACACAUUGUGUAUAGGAUGACAAAGACAUUUUUGAGAAUUUAUUGAAUUUGUGGAAAUAGUGAAUGGCUUCAUGUGGCGCUGUCAGGUGAACAAGGUACUAAUUGCAUGGAAAGAAAAACAAUUAUCAAUGGAUAAAGACAACAAGAAAACGCACAAAAGUCAAAAGUAUAAACAGGUUGAUUUCUGCUUACACAUGCUAAACAGUGACUGGAAAAAUAUUGGGUGUCAGGGAUCUUGCUGUCUUGAAAAAUUACAAUUUUCACAUUAUUGGUGUUUUUUCUCUGAGCUGUUGAUAUUGAAUGUGAACCGCAUGUUAUUUCAGGACAGUACCAACAUGUCUGAAUGGUACUUGGGUGCAUUUAAUCCGCCCGCUCAGCCCCUGGCAGACAGUUGCAUGGAGGCUAAUGCGAGCAGGACAGCUUUCUUGAAAGCCUGGUCAGGACAGGGACAUUCCGCUGCCAGCAGUGCGCUGCAUACAAACACAGGCUUAGGUCUGACUGAAUAACGAAGGAGCUGUCCAGAGAGUCACUCGAAUCUGAACGCCACUCGAAUGACGAUUUUGUGAAAAAACAUUCCCUGCCACUAGGGCCAAAGGCUGUAGUUCAUUUCCUUUACUUGCUUGUUAGUUUUAUGAAAUGCAUAUGAUGCACUGCUGUGAGAUAUUGAAAUACAGGUGUUUAUUUUUCAUGUACAAAACUCGAGACCCUACACUGAAGUUGCCAUAAUAUUUUCUCAGAAGAGGUUUUAAUGUUCUUAACUUUCACAGCACUUUGACCAAAUUUGGACACAUGCCAUGUCUCUUGUUCUUGUGAAGUGACUGAGACGGAGCAAAAAAAAAAAGAAGGAAAUGCAGUGAAACUGAGUUCCGGAGCUUAGUACUAAACAGAUAAGAGCGUUAGUGUUUU
Molecule: messenger RNA, 3366 nt
Organism: Gadus macrocephalus (Pacific cod)
Lineage: Eukaryota; Metazoa; Chordata; Actinopteri; Gadiformes; Gadidae
Gene: igsf8
Product: immunoglobulin superfamily, member 8
Exons: 7
Coding region: 475-2373 (632 amino acids)
Source: RefSeq, a predicted model, not a curated record